Molecule: messenger RNA, 3752 nt
Organism: Nezara viridula (southern green stink bug)
Lineage: Eukaryota; Metazoa; Arthropoda; Insecta; Hemiptera; Pentatomidae
Source: the annotation of a GenBank genome assembly
CUCAAAUGACCCUGACAUAUCCUGAUGAUGGUGAUUAUCAUCAAGAACAUGUCAGUGCUCCCACUCCAACGUCAGUCGGUUACCCACUUCGACGAUCUGUAGUUUUCGUUAUCUACGUCUGAGGCGUCAGAGGUUGCGAGUACGUUCAGGACUAUUGUUGAGAGUCGGGCUGUGUGCGUAUCUGUUUGAUUCUGAAGAAGCUUAGGCUGAUUAAGAUGGCAAAGGUACAGAUAGAUGAAUUGGAACAGGAAGUGAUAGAUUGGGUCGAGAACAGUCUGAUUGAGGCCGAGAGACGGAAGUGCGUUCGCAAGGUUCACGAAGUACAGAAGUUGACUGCAGUAUCUAAAGGAGACAACUACACAAGCGACCUCUCCAGGCUCCGUAUCAAAGUGCAACAAUUUGACGGACGUGUGGAAGACCGCUGGGUCAUCUACAAAACCUUGCCUAAUACUAAACUCCGCCAAAAGUACAUGAAGCAGUCUGGCCUCUUCCGUACUGAGUUCAGGAUGUACCAAGACGUGUUACCGGAGCUGGAAAGAAUCAGGCGAGAAAAGGAAGUCGGAGAACCAUACUGGGGAGAAUCUUACGCCCUGAGUAACUAUGAAAGCCUCCUUUUAGAGGACUUAUCUGUGUUGGGCUACAAGAUGGGUCAAAGGAAAGAAGGACUGGACUUCAAGCAUUGUUCUCUUGUAAUGCGAGCUUUGGGAAAGUACCACGCUUUGUCUGUUAUCCACAGGGAAAGAGGAGACCUAAUCAUUUCAGACUUUAGCAAGAACUUUUUAGAAACCAACAUCGAAAUGAUGGAAAAAUUUUACCUGAUGUCCUUUGAAGAGCUUAUUCAAUCCAUUGAAACGAAAUGGGACGAGGAAUGGAAGGUAUACGGCAAAGCUUUAAGGAAAGUCACCGAAACCUUGAUACGAGAUCUGGUCAAAAACUUUGCAAUUGAACACGACAAGUUCAAUGUUCUCAACCAUGGUGACUGCUGGGUAAAUAAUGUACUGUUCAAAUACGAUUUCGAAAACAACCCCGUCUCCCUCAGGUUUAUAGACUUUCAGAUGUCAUAUUACAAUACCCCGGGUUAUGAUCUUCAAUAUUUUCUUAACACCAGCCCAAGCGCAGAAGUCCGACGAAGGAAGAAUGAGCUUUUACAGAUCUACUACGAUUCUCUCAUUACCAACCUCCGGUGCUUUGAAUAUGAGGGCGAACUUCCGAGCAUGGAGGAUAUUAAUCAAGGUCUUACGAAGGCCGCUUUGUAUGGUUUGGGCUCGGCUGUUUCUCUCCUCCCGCUAAUGUUGCUCCGAAAAGAGGAUGUUCCAGACAUGGAGGAAAUGCUGAAGAUGAGUGAAGAGAGCACGGAAAUACCCAAAGGCCUUGUGCCCACAGAUACGGAAGCGUACCGAAACAUCAUGAAGAUUGUUAUCAAAGAUUUCGAGGAGAGGGGAAUCCUCCAGCUGUAAAUUUAAUUUCUUGUUAUGAGAGCACACAGCGUGCUUGUUAUUUUCCAAAUGUUACCAUUAUUAUUGUUGUUGUAAAUUUUAACAUGCAGCAAACGGCCUUCUCCAUUUAUGAUAUAGAUGUUAUAGUACACAAUAAUGGAAAACCAAAAAGUAGAAAGUGUACGGAAGGCAGGCGCGUAUGCGUAAGGAACUGCAAAACACAAUAAACUUACAUUUAAUUUAAUAAAUAUACUUCAAUCAUUCCACGUAAGUUGUUACCAGGAAUAAAUUGCCCUUAGACGUUUUCCAUUUAUUCGUGUUUUUAACAACGUUUCCAUUCACAUUGGAUCAUUCUAAAGUGAUCAAACAAGUAUCCAUAUUUCGUAAAUCGUAAGUCUCUGACUACCAGUCCAACAAUAGAAAAAGAUCUUUUCAUUAAAAUUUUAUAUGCAUUUAAUGAAAUGCUUGUCAUAUCAUAAAUAUGAUGGCAGGCAGUCCAUCUAAUUCCAUUGCUUAGAUUAGAAAAGUAAUUUAUUCCUAGGAAACACUUUAUAUAUUACGUGAAAGUAUUCUUAAAAAAUAGUUCUUGGAUUCAACGAUAGUAUAGUUGGGAAAUCUUUUUAUCAUUAGGGGCCACAGUAAGGCUGUUGUAUUGGAUGCCGCAACAUUUUAUAAAUAUUUUACUGUUUUUAUAUUUAUUUAUCACUAAAUAUACUCCACCCGUAUGAAUAUAUAUUCAACUUAAUUCCAUUAGUUUUCGAAAUUUCUUAACCUAAAUUAUUAAAUAUUAAUUAAUUCCAUCUCUAGAUAAAUAAAUAAAAAUCGUACAAAAACAUUUGGAGGACGCAUGCGACCUCCAGGCUCGCAUCUUGCUCACAGAUGCCGCAGGUUCCCCACCUACCUUUCUGGUAUAUCCUUAAGUAAGUGCCAGUACAACCAAAUUUAGUUUAUAGUAUACUGUAAAUAUUUGGCUCUAACUAAAAAACUUGUAUACACCAAAUGUAAUCAUAACAUAAGUAUAUAAUCCUUUUAUUUUUAUUGAUAAGAACCAUCAUUUUUAUAAUUGAAUAGUUGAGUAGAAUAUCUCGUUAUCUAUCAAAUAAUUGAAUCAGAAAAAUUACAGAAUAAUUUCAUGUUGUUUUUUUCUAUUUUAGCUGGAUCAAAUAAUUUUCAACUUCAGUAAACCAACAUAAUUAAAAUUUUAGAAAAACUGAACAUGAUUCUAUACAUAUUUAAUGUAUUUUUUCGAAAAAUUAUUUUAUCUUGAUUAAACUAAGUAUUCAUCCCCAUUUUUACUAAAAAUGAAAGAUAAUUUAUUUUUCAAUUAUUGUAAUAAUUUACCACUUAAGUGCAAUGUACAAAAUAACUUUAUAUUUAAGCCUUCAUUUUAAUCAGUAGUUAAUUCUAUUGUUAUUACUAGACUAGAAUUAAAAUGAAAUCUAACAUAUUUAUUUAUAUUCAUGUAUUCCGAUCAUAUAAAUAAUAUGAAAACUGUACAGUAUAAAAUAGAUAUAUACCACUAUUUAGUACGUAUGUAUUACAUAGUUCAAUAAAAACUCUAUUCUUAAUAUUUAUUCGUUGUUAAAAAGAGUUUCAAAGCAUAAUGUCAUAAUAUUUAUCUAUGAGUGGUAUGUUUAUAUAUUAUUGCUUUCUUAUUAUAAAAUUUGCUCUUGCAUUAAAAUGUUGUGAUUUUGUUGACUUACAUUUUGUAAUUAAUCUGUAAUUGUAUGCUCCCAUCCUUUUUUACAGUUAACUUAAAUUUUAUUAACAGUAUAUUCAAGUUUCAUUAGAAAUUUCAUAACUUUUAUAUUUCCAGAAACUAAUCUUUUUUUUUUAAUUUUGUAAUCAAUAGUAAGUUUAUAUAUUUAAAUUUAUUUUUGAACUUAAUUAGUUAUUUCAUAGAACAAUUUUUAUAAAUCAUUAAAAUUGUGUUGAUUCCUAAACGUGAUUUAAUAAUAAUAUAAUUUAUAUAACACAGUAUAAGUAAUUCAGUUUUUGAGAAUGCCUGAAAAACUGUAAGCAAUCUUGUUAUUUUCAAAUGGUGGCCAUUCGUCAAUAUCAAUAAGGAUGAUGUAUUUAUUCAUAUCCAAUUUCAAGUGUAUAUCGUUACUAUUUAUGAAUAUGUGUUAUGUUAACGUUGUUACAUAAGUUUAGUUACCAGUGUUAAUGAAGUAAUUACUGUUAAUUUAUUUGUGAUCAUAAUAUAAUACUACACUAUAUACUAUACUCUAAUUUUUGUAGUUAGCAGGAGAAUGUUUUAUAGCUGUCUUAUACAUUAGAACAUUUUUAUUUGAAGAAUAAAGCGUUUUUAUCUCA